GGCGCGAGGGCCCCGAGGCCGCUGGCCCUGCUGCCUGCGUGGCCUAUAGCCGGCUAGACUUCCGCCGCUCAGGCAGCUGAGCGGCCACUCUGUUUUGGGGUCCUCGCCGCCCUUCCACGUCUCCCGGAAGAGUUAGCUGGGAGGCCCGGGAGGAUUCCGCUCCUGAGUGGGUCCGGGCAGGCGACGAGGCCGCGGCGUAGCCGCUCGGUGUCCUCAGGUGCCUCAAGAGAAUUAUUCUACUGCCAUCAUGUCUUGGUUUGCUGAUCUUGCUGGAAGGGCGGAAGAUCUUUUAAACCGAGUUGAUCAAGGGGCUGCAACAGCUCUCAGAAAGGAGAAUGCCAGCAACACCUUACAUAGCAAAAGUACUGACUAUUCUGAACUUGACCAACAAAACACAGAUUUGACAUACCAGACUGGACUUAAAGCUACGUAUAUUUCCUCAGCUGCUGAUAACAUCCGACAUCAAAAAGCCACCAUCUUAGCUGGCACAGCAAAUGUGAAAGUAGGAUCCAGGACUGCAGGGGAGGUCUCCCAUCCUCUUGAACAUUCAUCUGCCCCUAGGCCUUCAUCCCAGUUUGUCCGAAGGAAAAAGUCGGAACCUGAUGAUGAGCUGCUGUUUGAUUUUCUUAACAGCUCCCAGAAGGAGCCCAGUGGGAGAGUGGAAUUCAAGAAAGAGAAGAGCAGAGCACCUAUCUUUCCAAGUUCUCAGUCAUCAGUUAGCUCUGUGAAUGCCAGCGUAACUGCCAUCAAGGCUACUGAAGAAAAUUCUGGGAGCCAAAGCCAUGAAGUGAAUAGUUCUGAUUCUAUUCCUGAAGGCCACAAGGAAUCCUCAAAGGAAAGCCUAUCAUCAAAUGCCACCAGCACAGAGCACAACCCAGCACCUAAUGAUGGAGACAGAUCACACGAGCUGUCUAAUCUCCGACUGGAAAAUCAGCUGCUUAGGAAUGAAGUCCAGUCUUUAAAUCAGGAAAUGGCCUCAUUACUUCAAAGGUCCAAAGAAACUCAAGAAGAAUUAAACACAGCAAGAGCAAGAGUUGAAAAAUGGAACGUUGAUCAUUCAAAGAGUGAUCGAAUAACUCGGGAACUAAGAGCCCAAGUUGAUGACCUUUCUGAAUCAGUGGCUGCAAAGGAUUCCCAGCUGGCUGUCCUCAAAGUGAGACUCCAGGAGGCAGACCAGCUGCUGAGUUCUCGCACAGAAGCGCUGGAAGCCUUACAGAGUGAAAAGUCACGAAUAAUGCAGGAUCACAAUGAAGGUAGUAGCCUACAGAAUCAAGCUCUGCAAACUCUUCAGGAGAGGCUGCAUGAAGCGGAUGCCACUCUGAAGAGAGAGCAGGAGAGCUACAAACAAAUGCAGAGUGAGUUCGCUGCACGCCUUAAUAAGAUGGAAGUGGAACGUCAGAAUUUGGCAGAAGCAGUUACUCUGGCAGAAAGAAAAUACUCAGAUGAGAAGAAGAAGGCAGAUGAACUCCAGCAGCAAGUCAAGCUGCACAAGUCAAACUUGGAGUCUUCGAAGCAGGAGUUAAUCGACUACAAACAAAAAGCUACUAGAAUACUCCAAUCUAAAGAGAAGUUGAUCAGCAGCUUAAAGGAAGGCUCCGGCUUUGAAGGCCUAGACAGCAGUGCUGCCAGCAGCCUGGAGCUAGAAGAGCUUCGGCAUGAGAAGGAGAUGCAGAAGGAAGAGAUCCAGAAGCUGAUGGGCCAGAUCCAUCAGCUCAGAUCUGAGCUUCAGGACAUGGAGGCUCAGCAGGUUAGUGAAGCAGAAUCAGCAAGAGAACAGUUACAAGAUCUGCAAGACCAAGUAGCUGGGCAGAAAGCAUCUAAACAAGAGCUGGAGACGGAACUCGACCGAAUGAAACAGGAAUUUCACUACAUGGAAGAAGAUCUGUACCGAACAAAGAGCACAUUGCAAAGCCGAAUUAAAGAUCGAGAGGAAGAAAUUCAAAAACUCAGGAAUCAGCUUACCAAUAAAACUUUAAGCAACAGCAGUCAGUCUGAACUGGAAAGCCGACUCCAUCAGCUAACAGAGACACUCAUCCAGAAGCAGACCAUGCUGGAGAGCCUUAGCACAGAGAAGAACUCCCUGGUCUUCCAGCUGGAGCGCCUCGAGCAGCAGGUGCACUCUGCCUCCACGGGUUCCAGCAAUGGGUCUUCCAUUAACAUGACUGGAGUUGACAGUGGCGAAGGCACACGCCUGCGGAAUGUUCCUGUUCUUUUUAACGACACAGAAACCAGUCUAGUAGGAAUGUAUGGAAAGGUUCGAAAAGCCGCUAGCUCCAUUGACCAAUUUAGGCAUUGCUUCACCUCUGGGUCAUGAUUGUCCUACUGACUUACUCACCAGAAAUGCACCAUGACCAGCCGAAUGGCAAAUGAGCCCAGCCAGUUGAUUCAUGAGUGCUUGUUUCUAAACCUGGAUCUGCAGAAAAUUCUAAGAUUGCUCAGAAGGGUGUACAAGAUGCUUGAUCACUGCAAGCUUUUGCCUUUUUAAAUUAUUAUAUGUGUGCUCUGCUGUCUGUGUCUCCCUCUUUCCUUCAGAUGGUAAGAGUUUGUAGAACAGGCAGACAGUAAUUUAAGAAAUUCAGCUCUGCUUCCUCUGAGUCAGUUGUCCUAUGUAUAGAGAGAUAAAAGAUACUGGGUUGUUCACCUCUGUACAGACCUUCCUAUAUUUUAGGUGAUACUGAUUAUGGGUUAUAAUCAGAGAAACUAACUGUAUCUAGGGAUGAAAAUAAAAAGGUUUCUUUUUUGAUAA
Molecule: messenger RNA, 2746 nt
Organism: Nannospalax galili (Upper Galilee mountains blind mole rat)
Lineage: Eukaryota; Metazoa; Chordata; Mammalia; Rodentia; Spalacidae
Gene: Golga5
Product: golgin A5
Biological process (GO): Golgi organization; retrograde transport, vesicle recycling within Golgi
Cellular component (GO): Golgi membrane; Golgi cisterna
Source: RefSeq, a predicted model, not a curated record